Aspergillus sclerotioniger CBS 115572 is the source of this 3180-nucleotide messenger RNA. Its product is annotated as AAA family ATPase. Gene Ontology annotation, molecular function: ATP binding; ATP hydrolysis activity. The transcript is spliced from 2 exons. NCBI's taxonomy places the organism in Eukaryota, Fungi, Ascomycota, Eurotiomycetes, Eurotiales, Aspergillaceae. The coding region runs from base 1 to 3180 and encodes 1059 amino acids. The record is from RefSeq and is a predicted model, not a curated record.
AUGGAGGCCACAAAUCGGCCAGAAAGCCCUGGACACUCUUCCACGAAACAAUUAGACGACUCGGAUGCAUUGCAUGAGGUCAACACAGCGGAAGAUCCGAGCCCCCAACAGGAAGCCAGGUCACAGAGUGCCCACCAAGAUGCUGAGCAGCUGGAAACUCAUCGUGAUGAUACGGAUGAUGCAGAUGACACGGAUGACGACAGCCAGACAGACGGCGAAGAGGAGCACGGUGUGGACGAAGAAAGCUGGAAUGCAGAAGAUGCAUUCAGAGAUCGAAACAUUAAUGUGGGAGUUAAAUAUUAUGAUUACCAAGGAUUCAUGAACCGGAUGGCGGACGACAACGGCGACUACACGAUUGAAGCUUUGGUCAGUAUCUCUGCCUGGUGGAAGGACUUGGAACGGGAGAAAAAAAGGCGCUUAGCGUAUCCUGGACCUCCCACCGAGUUUCACGAGAUGGCAGCGCCGUCAGAAGGAGUCGCCGAGACCUUGCAGCUCCAGAGAGUGCGGAUUCGCUCCCCGGAAAUCCUUCGACGGCUUGCCGAACUCGGGGAGUGGAAUGAAAGUAGCAUGGCCCCUCCAAAGUCAGUUUGUGUGUUUUGCCGCCCAUUUCAUGCUUUGGCCUACUUUCACAGAGGGAUGAAGCAAAAGCUGGAGAAACUGGUGUCUGACCAGCAAGAAUCGGAUGCGGCGUCUGACUCGACCGCCAUCGACGAAAUGCGAUGCUAUGUCACCUUUGUGGAAGAAAGGAUACUGCCUUUAUGGAAGAGAUUCGAGCAUGUGACUAGGAGUACCCCGAACAAGAUCCGAUACGACGAACUCUCCUUCCUCUUCCGCCCGGGGGACUUGGUCUAUGUCCCAUCUGUGGCUACUAGUACCAAGGCACGCCAUCAGUCUGCUAUUCAGAAUGUGUUCCGCCUGGCAUCUCUCCGGCCGGAAGACCACAUGUGGCAAACGGACCCCGGGGGCUGGUUUGUCCCAAACUCUUUAGCGAGGUGGAGUAUAUAUUGCUUUGAUCAUGACGGGGAGGAACUAAGAGUGAUAUGGCAGUCGCUGGAAAUCCCUCACUUCUCCGGCGAGCAAGAUGUCACUGCCUUGCCAUGUUACCCUCUGAGAUUUCACCCCGACCAUGCAACAAUUCUCAAAGCGCAGGCCGAGACCGGGAAGCUCUUCAAGGAGUUGGUCAAAGCGCAGAACAAGCAUCAGUACUAUUCCGGGUGGAGCCUAUCAACAGGUAUUUUCAAGGAGAGUGUUGAGACCGAUGAGCCCGAGCAUAUAGAGAGUGAGGUAAUCAUUGACAUCAAAGAGGCAUCGAGACACGUCCCAGAGACCUAUCCCGUCGACACUAAACGGUAUGAAGAAACGUUCCACGAUUCUUGGGCCACGGUUGUUGAUGAAAACGUCUCUUUCCGACUAUGGGGGAAAGAUCAAUACCCCCGGUUCCAUGAAAAGAACGAGGAUUUGCUGGUUCGAGAAGACUAUACAUAUGCGAAGGAAGCACAAGCCUACAAGAACAAAAACCCCUACAUAGACAACAACGACACAUUCUCGAAGCAAACAUGGUCCGAUGAGGACUUUGCUCUUCUUCCAAGAAGAGUCCUCGGAUACGUUCUACGCGAGAGGAGAUUUACGCGGCUGGAUGUUCACAGUUUCGACUUACGUCGAGUACUCGACGAGAAGAUUACGCUGGACCAUGUGCAGAUAAAGCCUGGACACAGGAGAAUUAUCCGAUCAACGGUGUCAUCACACUUUGCCAAGGUCCAGCGCGAGCGAAUUCGUGAUACCAUCUUAUAUACUCCCGAUAUGAUCCGAGGGAAGGGACGAGGACUAGUGAUCCUCUUGCACGGAGCACCUGGAGUAGGUAAGACAGCAACUGCUGAGGCAGUGGCGCUGGAGUUUGAGAAGCCUCUAUUUCCUAUCACGUGCGGCGACCUAGGAACAACUCCGGAGGCUGUCGAGAAGUCGCUGAAGGAUAUCUUUCGCUUUGCUCAUCUCUGGGAUUGUAUUCUGCUCCUGGAUGAGGCCGAUGUUUUUCUCACACAGAGAGAUCGAACUGAUGUUGAACGAAAUGCUUUGGUUUCAGUGUUUCUAAGGGUGUUGGAGUACUACAGUGGUAUUCUCUUCCUUACUACGAAUCGGGUGGGGGCCCUCGACGAAGCAUUCCGUUCACGAGUGCAUCUCAGUCUCUAUUACCCUCACCUGAACUGUGACGAUACUAUCUCCAUCCUAUCCAGCAAUCUGGCGCGGCUUCCUCGGACGGACAAGGUUCCAAAAGGAACUACUAUUGGAAAUGGACAUAUCCACGUGAUGGAUAAGGAAAUUAUCGAGUUUGUUAAGACGGAAUACGAGAAAACCUACAGGACUCAUCGACGAGGCCCAUGGAAUGGGCGGCAGAUCCGCAACGCCGUGCAAAUAGCAUCUUGUCUCGCCCUCUUCGACCAACGGGACAAAUCGACCGACAAUGACCUACCGGUAGUCCUCACCGCAGAGCACUUCCGGACAGUCAACGAUACAAUCGAGGAAUUCGACCGAUAUCUGGUCAAGGCCCGACGCGCCGACGAUCGUAAACUAGCCCACAUGGAAGGCCUUCGAUACGAUGCGUACGAGCCCGGCCUCCCACGGGAACCCGCUGCAUACGAUAGCUUCAGUGGAUACGACUCCGACAACCACCCAGUGGAACAACCUCCUCGACGUAACGUGGUAGCCCGAACACCCCAAAGACAGACUCCAUAUGCAAGCUCAGCAGGUGGACGUGUCACAGCUGGAAGAUACUCCUCCGGGCGCAAACGAGGACCGAUGUACGAAACCCAGCGAUAUCCAGAGGACGAAUUCCUCGAUGACGACAUGUAUGCCCCGAGUCCCGCUCCCGGACGUAGAUUCGAAGGCGGCCCUGGCUCCCACGUGAGCGCCUCUGAGCCGCCUCGCUCGAGGGCUCCGCCGAGAUCAUUGCCAAGAAAAGAAGAGAUGUAUGACGAGGACAUCUACCCAGAAGUCGAAGAUCAUCUCGAAGAGGGCUACCAUUUAGCGACGGAAGCAGAGGGACCGCGAUCGACCCCUCGCAGUGUGGCAAGGAAUGCCAGAUAUGUUGGAGAUUAUUCUCCUGCGCCAGGUCGCAGGACAAGGGCGUCAUACCUGGAAGAGACUGGUGCUCCGCCUAGGCCUCCGCAUCUGGAGGUGGAUUAA